Rotaria sordida is the source of this 735-nucleotide messenger RNA. The record is from the annotation of a GenBank genome assembly. Lineage: Eukaryota; Metazoa; Rotifera; Eurotatoria; Philodinida; Philodinidae.
AUGCCUGGUUUGUCUGCAUUAGCCUUGGGAAAUGAUAAAAUUCUAGGACAAGGUGCAAAUGGGUAUCGUCGACAAGAUUAUCUUUCUCCUCUUCUAAUAUCUGAUCCUGUUAAUAUUGGUUCAUAUUCGAAAUGGAUGACAGUUACGUUAGCUGGUCGUCUAGUCGAUCGAAAACAACUGUCAUGGUCUACUCAAAUUCAUGAAUGUUUUCCAAAUUAUAAUACUUUCAAUAGUGCUUUUCGAAAUGUUACUGUAGAACAAUUAUUAGCACAUUGUGCUGGUAUUCAAAAGACGACAACAUUUUUUAAUCAUUAUGAUUUAGUUUUUAUUUAUCAACAAGCUCUUAUGAUGGAAUAUAUAACGGGUCAAGAAUGGGAAUCAUUAAUUCAUGAACAUAUUUUUAUUCCAUUACAAAUUACUAGUGCUAGAAUUGGUCCAGUUUAUGAUGAAAAUCUUCUUCCUAAAGCACCUAUCGGUCAUGAGUUACCUGUUAAUUCUACAAAACCUAUUCUACGUUCAAUGCUUACUCCACAUAUACUUCAUGUUGAAUAUGCAUUAUCAGCUCCUUUCGGUUUCGUUGCUUGCACACUUCAUGAUUGGACUAAAUUUUUAUAUGCACACAUAAUAGGUAAAACUACUGGGUAUUUAAGUAAAGAUACAGCAGCUAAAUUGAAACGUCCUUACAUAAGUGUUGACGGUGAUGGUCUCGGAGUUGUUGUAUACAAUCGUGCAUAG